Molecule: messenger RNA, 1686 nt
Organism: Naumovozyma castellii
Lineage: Eukaryota; Fungi; Ascomycota; Saccharomycetes; Saccharomycetales; Saccharomycetaceae
Gene: PPQ1
Product: protein-serine/threonine phosphatase
Exons: 1
Coding region: 1-1686 (561 amino acids)
Source: RefSeq, a predicted model, not a curated record
AUGAGAAGAAGAAGCCCGUCACAUUCCGAUAACAAUUUUGCAGUACCGAACAACAACUGCUCCUCUAAUAACUCAAACUCACAACAAGUACUAUCUCCUACUUCUGAUGACCUUAACGCUAAUGAACCUAAUGACCCUGAUGAUAGUAGGCCCUGUCUACUAUCUCAAUCGCAUUCAAAAUUACAAUCGGAAUCUGUUAUAAGAAACAACAAAAAGCCAGGAACUACGGUCGCUGGUGAAGAAACUACCAGCCCUGGCAAACAUCGUACCAACAAGAAGAAACACGUGUCCACCUCUGCUAGCUCGAACUUGAAACUAGAUUUGGACAUAUCGAUGGCAAAGGCCUUCUCAAACUCUACUGCAAAUGCCGUAGCUGUUCCAAGAAUGAUUAUUCCGAAGAAUACAUCUACUCCAAUUUCUACCACAUCUAUGAACUCCAAUAACAUUAUUUCUACGCCGAUGUCCAAAUAUUCAGAUUCGUUUAUGUCUUCACAAUCUUCGUAUAAUUCUUCUUCGUUAUCAUCUUUUUCAACUUCAAGUCCUUCAUAUCAUUCUUUCCCUUUUAACUCAUCUUCUUCUUAUAAUAAUAAAUUAUACCAUAAGAAGAAUUUAAGUAAUAGUGUGCAUGGUUCUCAAUCGAGUCCAAGCUCUGCAAGAAGUAAAAACAUUCCUAAACCUAUUACCUUGAAAAGAUAUCCUCAUGAUCCUUCUUCUAAGGAAUCUUUAGUCAUUGAUGACGUUAUUGAAAAAUUAUUAAAGCUUGGGUUACCAAAUUCUUCUGACUCUUCCAGUUCAUCAUCUUCAUCGUCUGGAUUUGUAUCAAGAAAACAUAGAAGUAAAGACUUCCCCUUCCAUUCAUGGGAAAUUCAACUAAUUUGUAAUCAUGCAAGGGAAAUUUUUUUGGCUCAACCAACUUUAUUGAAAUUACAAUCUUCUAUUAAAAUUGUUGGUGAUAUUCAUGGUCAAUUUACUGAUCUUUUAAGGAUUUUGAAAUUAUCAGGUGAUCCAUCUCAGACUAAUUAUCUUUUCUUGGGUGAUUAUGUGGACAGAGGAAAACAAUCGUUAGAGACUAUUCUCUUAUUGCUUUGUUACAAGAUUAAAUAUCCAAAUAAUUUCUUUAUGAUUAGAGGGAACCAUGAAUCUGCCAACGUAACCAAGAUGUAUGGUUUUUACGAUGAAUGUAAGAGAAGGAAAAAUACAAAAGUUUGGAAAUCAUUCAUUGAUGUAUUUAAUUCUUUACCUCUGGCAGCUACCAUCCAAGACAAGAUUUUUUGCGUCCAUGGUGGUAUUUCACCUGAUUUAACUGAUUUAAAACAAAUUGACAGUAUUGUAAGGCCCACUGAUAUCCCUGAUGAAGGUCUUGUCACGGAUUUACUAUGGAGUGAUCCUGAUUCAUCAAUUAAUAAUUGGUCUUUAAAUGAUAGGGGAGUAUCUUACACAUUUUCAAAGAAGAAUGUACUGGAUUUUUGUUCCAAGUUUAAAUUCGAUCUAAUCAUUAGAGGCCACAUGGUAGUGGAAGAUGGUUAUGAAUUUUUCGCAAAGAAAAAAUUCGUUACAGUCUUUUCAGCACCAAAUUAUUGUGGUGAAUUUCAAAAUUGGGGGGCUGUCAUGAGUGUCACAACGGGAUUGAUGUGCAGUUUCGAAUUAUUGAAGCCUCACUCUUUGAAAAAUACCAAAAAAAGAUAG